Molecule: messenger RNA, 678 nt
Organism: Phaethon lepturus (White-tailed tropicbird)
Lineage: Eukaryota; Metazoa; Chordata; Aves; Phaethontiformes; Phaethontidae
Product: lipase member M-like
Exons: 5
Biological process (GO): lipid metabolic process
Source: RefSeq, a predicted model, not a curated record
AUGUGGCUGUUUAUUGCAAUCCUGUUUUUGACACAAGCACACACGAACUCAGCAGAUGCCAUCGAGCAGAAAAAUGCUAUAAAUCCUGAGACUUCCAUGAAUGUUAGCCAAAUAAUCUGCCACGGAGGGUACCCCAGUGAAGAGUAUGAAGUCCUGACUCGUGACGGCUACUACGUCAGCCUGAACAGAAUUCCUCACGGGAGAGAAAAUCCUAGGAACAGAGAGGCCAAGCCAGUCGUGUUUCUCCAGCAUGGGAUAUUCGGAGAAGGCAGCCACUGGGUGGAAAAUCUGGCUAACAACAGCCUUGGCUUCAUACUAGCAGACGCCGGCUAUGACGUCUGGCUGGGAAACAGCCGUGGGACAAGCUGGUCCCGGAGACACCAGCACCUUUCAGCUGACCAGGUUGAAUUCUGGGAUUUCAGCUUUCACGAAAUGGCAAUGUACGACCUCCCAGCCAUGAUCGACUUUGUUCUGCAGAAGACUGGGCAGAAGCAGAUCUAUUACAUUGGCUACUCCCAGGGCUGCACGAUCGGGUUCAUUGCAUUUUCAUCCAUGCCAGAACUGGCUCAGAAGAUCAAAACGUUUUUUGCCCUGGCUCCAGUAACGACAAUCAAGUACGCCAGAAGUCCCUUCAUGAAGAUGUCCUUCCUUCUGGACAAGCAAUUCAAGAUGUUUCAG